CCCAUCAAGCGUCGAUGCCCCUGGGUUUGAUAUUUCUUAGUCAAAUCCUCUUGGGUUUUUAUUGAUUUAAACCAAAUAAUGUUGCCAAUAUUUGACUUUGAAAAAUCUUGCCUAUAAAUUUAAGUCUUUAUCAUCGUUCAUACUGUAUAUCGAUUUCACACAUGAUUUUUUGGUGCUCUGAUUUUAAUAAUAGAGGUUAGGCGAUGAUUAUUCUCUUGAGAAGUUUUAUUUUCCCUUUCUCGGAUUCUUUUCUUUUUCUUUUCGAUUGGAAGAAAGAUUCUGGGUAUUAAAAUUUUUUUUUCCCCUGUUUGGAAAAGUUUUAUUUUUCCUUUUUCUUAUAAAGAUUCUUUCUCUGUAUUGAAAGAAUUAAAAAGGGGCGGGGGUUCAGAAUAUCUUUUAAUUGUUCUGGAUGCUGUUCCUCUUGUGCUAAAUUUGCUUCUUUUCGUUAUUUGAGUGCUUGCACACCACAAUUCCUGUAGAUUCUCGGGGGCCGGAUUAAGGAAAAGGCUUCCUUAGCUACUUGUCAAUAACAGUUCUCAGAAUGGGAUGGCUUAGCAAAAUUUUCAAAGGUUCAAACCAUAAACUUUCAGAUGCCCAAUAUGGAACAGAUACAGUGGGAAAUUAUCCAUCAACUUCAUUGGAUACAACUUCAGAGAUUGAAGACAUAGAUCGUGCUAUUGCAUUAUCGCUUUCAGAAGAAGAUCAGAAGGGGAAAACUGUGAUUAAUAGUGAAUACCAGUUGGAAGAAGAUGAGCUGCUUGCCAGAGCUCUUCAGGAGAGCUUGAUUGUUGAGUCUCCACCUCAAAAUGGAAAUAGAAACAGCACUAGCGGAAGAUAUGGCAAUGAUCCAAUAGGAAAUGAAAACUUUUACCAACCUAUACCUUUUCCCUAUUCGACCGGCUUCAGGAUUUGUGCUGGUUGUAACACCGAGAUUGGUCAAGGGAGAUUUUUGAGUUGUAUGAGUGCAGUCUGGCAUCCAGAAUGUUUUAGAUGCCAUGCUUGCAAACAUCCAAUAUAUGAUUAUGAGUUUUCUAUGUCGGGGAGCUACCCUUAUCACAAAGCAUGCUAUAAAGAUUCUUAUCACCCAAAAUGUGAUGUGUGCAAAAACUUUAUUCCAACAAAUGCAGCUGGUCUGAUUGAAUACAGGGCACAUCCCUUUUGGUCCCAGAAAUAUUGUCCUAGUCACGAGCAUGACGGAACUCCUCGGUGCUGUAGCUGUGAGCGAAUGGAGCCAAGGGACACAAGAUAUGCUGCCCUUAAUGAUGGUCGGAAGCUCUGCUUGGAGUGCCUGGAUUCUGCAGUUAUGGAUACCAAUGGAUGUCAGCCUCUUUAUCUCGAUAUACAAGAAUUCUAUGAAGGGUUAAAUAUGAAAGUGAAACAACAAGUUCCAUUACUUUUGGUUGAGAGGCAGGCACUAAAUGAAGCCAUGGAUGGAGAGAGACAUGGCCAUCAUCACAUGCCUGAGACUCGAGGACUCUGUCUUUCCGAGGAACAAACUGUUAGUACGAUAUUGAGGCGACCAAGGAUGGGAGCCGGAAAUCGAGUCUUGGAUAUGAGAACAGAACCUUAUAAAUUAACACGCCGUUGUGAAGUGACAGCAAUUCUCAUUUUAUAUGGUCUUCCUAGGCUACUGACAGGAUCAAUUUUGGCUCAUGAGAUGAUGCAUGCUUGGCUGCGACUUAAUGGAUAUCAAAUUCUUAAUCAAGAGGUUGAAGAAGGUAUCUGCCAGGUGCUUGCCAAUAUGUGGUUGGAAUCCCAGAUUAUAACCAUAUCCGGCAGUGAUUAUGCAUCAACCUCAUCCUUGCCCCCUGCUUUCUUGCCAUCGACCGCACAGGGGACAGGAUCUCCAUUUGAGAGGAAACUUGGGGAGUUUUUCAAACACCAGAUUGAAUCGGACACAUCAGUGGUAUAUGGAAAUGGCUUUAGAGUCGGUAACCGCGCAGUGCUCAAGUAUGGCUUACAGAGGACCCUCGACCACAUCAGGAUGACAGGAACCUUUCCUUUCUAACAUAGAGGUCCAUUUUUUGUCAGAUCAUAGCUUGGCAUUAUCUUGUAUUAGAAUCUUGGAUCAUCCUAUAGGAAUUGUCUCAGUAUAGAAGUUUUCGGGGAAGAUUGACGGAGUCAUUUUUAUACCUUGUACAUCUCAUUUUCUUAAGAAAUCUGUAAAAUUGUAUUCAUUUUUUAUUCUUGUCAAUUGUCGAAGAAAUUUAGCAAUGAUAUGGAGCUUUUGUCCAUUUCA
Olea europaea var. sylvestris is the source of this 2239-nucleotide messenger RNA. Its product is annotated as protein DA1-like. The transcript is spliced from 12 exons. The record is from RefSeq and is a predicted model, not a curated record. Lineage: Eukaryota; Viridiplantae; Streptophyta; Magnoliopsida; Lamiales; Oleaceae. Gene Ontology annotation, molecular function: ubiquitin binding. The coding region runs from base 542 to 2008 and encodes 488 amino acids.